Molecule: messenger RNA, 2919 nt
Organism: Rhodamnia argentea
Lineage: Eukaryota; Viridiplantae; Streptophyta; Magnoliopsida; Myrtales; Myrtaceae
Product: dual specificity protein phosphatase PHS1
Biological process (GO): cortical microtubule organization; response to abscisic acid; protein dephosphorylation
Molecular function (GO): protein tyrosine/serine/threonine phosphatase activity
Source: RefSeq, a predicted model, not a curated record
AAAAAUAGAACAAGGAACUGCCUCGUUGGCUCUCGUUCAAAAGGUCGAAAGGAAAAACCAUCUUCAGCUACAUCAGAAGAGCAAAAAGUGGUAGUGGGACUGACGGAAAGGAUGUCUAAAGAGCGAACAGACGACCAUCUUCAGCGACAACAGGUCCAGCCCUUGCGGGAUUCGGAGGAGAAAGAGGGAGACAAGGAGUUGGAUCUGGGAACUGAGGCUCCACUCCCCCUCACCGUCACUCCUCGGUUGUUGUUCAUGUUGGGCGAUAUAACGACGGGUCCGGCUCACGGGUUCAGCCAGUGGCUGGAAUUGGUGCGCAAGCGCAGUGGCCGUUACCCAUCUUCUGGCUUCCCCCAUCGCCCCCACCGUAUCCAUGAUGCCAUGCCACAAUCUGGGACUGAAGCUUCGACUAUUGAUUCAGAUUCAGCUCUAUCCCCCGAGCAGUUGUCAGAAAUUAGUUUGUGGGAAAGACUAGGGAAAGCUGCAAUGCUUAAUAUCGAGUCGAGCUCUUUCUCAUGGGCCAUGCUUUCCUCUCUUCACCACACUGAGCACAACAGUAGCACUGAACAUUCCGAGGAUGAAAUGAAUAAAGCUCUUGAGGUGACUGUCAAUUCCGGGGGAGUUGUCUUCUUUGGGCUAUUUAAUCUGCCUAAUAUUGGUGAUGCAUUUCUAAAGGAAGCUGUUGCUGUUAUAAAGAUAUCAUCAUCUAGGAUGGCCACGCAAUCCGAACGCCUUGGCUAUGAAUUUGCGAAGUUGUUGGGCAUCCAAACUCCACAGGCCAGAGUCAUUCAUAAUUCUAGCCUCGAAUGGCUUCAAAUAAAGGAAGCUGCGGAGAAAGCAAAGAUGACAGCAAUUUCAGAGGGAGAUGAAAUUGGUGAAGUGACAUGUGCAGAACUCUUGGAAGCUCUUGAGCUCAGUCGAUGCCUUCUUCUGAUGAGUUAUGUACAUGGGUCUCCGUUAUUGGAGAGUUCGACAGCAUUUGAGUCUCGGGAAGCUGCAGAAAAGACAGCAGCAGCUCUUGGCAGGGUCUUGAUGCUGGAUCUUGUCAUCAGAAAUGAAGACAGGCUUCCUUGUCGUCAGCUAAGGUGGCGUGGAAAUCCCGCAAAUCUAUUAUGUGCUGACAAGAUGGCUUCCACAGGGGCAGAUGCAUUGGAGGAGGCUUUUGAUUCUGCCGUCCAGAGGUACAGACCGAGGGUCCUUAGAGCUCUUCAGAAGGAAAGGAGGGCAACAUCUGUUGAUAGUAGAUUGAGCGUGCAUAAUUCUGCUCUCAUAUCACAGACUUCCGACCUUUCUGACAUCACUGAAUCACCGAAAUCUGGCAAUAUGAGCCAAAAGAGUGGGAUGUCAAAUGAGUCAACAUCAUCUGCUUUUCACAUUGUGGCAAUUGACUCUGGUGUGCCACGUCGACCUCCACAAGGAAAACGGGCAAAUGACCAAGCAAAUUAUCCCAAGUUGGUUGAGCUGCUUCUCAAUAGUCAUGAGUACGCUUUGAACUUGUUGCAUGAAAUGAGUGGCAGCAGGUUAGGAUCACCUCCUUUGUGUGAUGGUGAAAAUAUGGACGAGAUGUGUCUGGCUGAGGUUGCCUCUGUUGUCCAUGAAUUUCGCAAUGGAUUCCGUGCUGCUCUCAGGAACCUGCAAGGCUUCCAUAUUUUUUUACUUGCUCUUCACCAGAAACUGGAUUCCUUAUCGCGAUCAUUUUUCAACAUAAUUAACAAGACAUCUUUGGGGGAUUCUGACAAAGAGGACCUGGUGGUUCCUGAGUCACCCUCAGCAGCUGCUUGUGUUCCUAGCUCUUCGCCUAAUAAGGAACGGGGUACUCCUCACCAUAUAGAUUUAAGUGAUUCAGAGUUGCAGAGAACCACACCGAGGUCAUCUGCAGGAAAUAAAGAAAGCUUGGAUUCUAGUUCUCCUCUUUCGCGAGAAAAUUGGCAUGGAAAAUUCUGCAAAGGGAGUGGAGAGCCCUUUCGUAGCCUGCGCUUGACGGCAAAAUUACGUGACUUCCAUAAGUAUGCUAAGGUUGAUGCUGAUACAAGUAAGGAUUUGGAGCAGUGGAAUGAGAUGCUUAAGAACGAUGCUGUAAAACUUUGUCAAGAAAAUAAUUUCAAUACAGGAUUUUUUGAGGGGAAUGAUAAUAAUAGUGUUAUUGAUGCUUAUGAAUUGAAGGUUAGACUGGAACACAUCCUUGAAAGGAUAGCGUUAAUUUCUGAAGCUGCAAAUACGGAGAGGCCAUCUUCAAUUACAAGUAGCUUGUUUAUUGGUGGGGCUUUGGCAGCAAGAUCAGUUUUUACGUUGCAACAUUUAGACAUCACCCACGUUUUAUGUUUGUGUUCCAAUGAAAUUGGACAGUCGGAUUCUCAGUAUCCCGAUCUGUUUAAGUACAAGAACUUCUCUAUCAGCGAUGAUGAAGAGACCAAUAUCAGCAGUAUUUUCUCUGAAGCGUGUCAAUUCAUUGAUCAUGUAGAGCAGAUAGGUGGGAAGGUGCUCGUUCAUUGCUUUGAAGGCAGAAGCAGAAGUGCCACAAUGGUGAUUGCUUACUUGAUGCUCAGGAAAAAUUUCACUCUAUUAGAAGCAUGGAAUAUCCUUAAACGAGCUCAUCGGAGAGCACAACCAAAUGAUGGGUUUGCUAGAAUCCUUCUGGAUCUGGACCGAAAGUUGCAUGGGAAGGUCUCUAUGGAAUGGCAACAAAGAAAACCGGUCAUGAAAGUUUGCUCCAUCUGUGGGAAGAAUGCCGGCCUCAGCAGCAGCUCACUCAAGCUGCAUUUGCAAAAGUCCCACAAGAAGCUUUCGUCUGGGAGUGUGGAUAGUGCAAUGACAAUGGAAAUACAAAAAGCGCUGACAGCACUUAGAAUAAGUCGAAGUGGAAGUGUCAGCCCCACAAGCAGACGAUCUCGUGCAGGAAUGGAUGAGUAGUAAAAAGCA